UCAGCUGUCGCGGAAUGAUACACGUCAAAUAUUGCAGAACAGACAUGGCAGCCUCAUGUGAAUAACUAUCCAGAUUUUUUUUUUCUACCAUAAAAAAGCACCAUGAUUGAAGAUCCAAAUAAUGUCGAGCCAGGAGAAUUUCUCCGUGCGAGAGGACAUCUGGAGCUCAAAUGUCUCCUGGACAGCACCGAUGUUCAUUUCUUUUUUCAGUGACGCUCAUGCAUAAAUGCAUCUCAAGAACAUUUGAGAACUUACGCUCUCAGGUGAAGUCAGAAUCUUGCAUCCUUCGAGUCCAGGAUAGCCCAGUUAUAAUCUGGCCAAACAAGCAUGUUCACGUGACUCCGAAAGAAAUAACUGCAAACACACCGUGUGACGAUCUACAUAAAUGGAUACCCAUCGAUGAACAAGAUUUGGCUGGCAAAAGGUCAGCAAAGAAGAAGGGCAAAAAGAGCUCGGCAGCCAGAGUGAUCAGCCUAAACCUAAUGAUGGAAGUGACAAAGCCAGGUCCCCUCCCGGCACCUGUUCUCUGCAAAACCGUCCAGAAGUCCCACUUCCUGUCUACAACUCUUCCAAUGGACUGUGUUGUCCACAUAUGCUCCACCGACACCAUCAAAGAUGCCUGUGAGCGUUUGCUGGAGGCGCUAUUACAUCAGCUGGAUGAGAUGAAGCGAGAGAUGCUGCGCCACAUGAAGGGAACAAAGCUAUUGGUCCCAGAGCCUUUCCACUUUCUGCUUCCAGAACCCAAAGGACUGGUGACAACAAUCUAUCCUGCCGGGGUGCCUGACAGUCAACUCGAGAACCAGCGUAAGGAGCUGCAUGCGCGCUUUAAGGUGCCAGAGGACAAACCCUAUUUUAGAAGAGCCAACGCUUAUCACUUCCCCAAUGAACCCUGCAAAGAUGGUUACCUCCGAAACCCUCACCUGGCUCUCACGCAUCCCACCUUGGACGAUGGAAAGGCAUACUUGGUGCAAGGCCUGUACAGUUACCACCACUACAUGCAGGACCGCGUGGACGACAACGGCUGGGGCUGCGCUUAUCGCUCUCUGCAGACCAUCUGCUCCUGGUUCCAGCAGCAAGGCUACGUAGAGCGGACUGUCCCCACUCACAAGGAAAUCCAACAGGCGUUGGUGGAUGUUGGUGACAAACAAGGGUCCUUUGUGGGGUCUCGUCAGUGGAUUGGAUCUUUCGAGGUUCACGCUGUCCUCAGCCAACUACUCGGGGUUACAUCCAAGAUUUUAUUUGUGAGCCAGGGUUCUGAUAUGGCUUCCAAAGGCAGAGAGCUGGCAAAUCAUUUUCUCUCUGAGGGAACUCCAGUGAUGAUUGGUGGGGGGGUCUUGGCUCACACCAUUCUAGGCGUCGCUUGGAGCGAGACCACCGGGCAGAUUCGCUUCCUCAUCCUGGAUCCUCAUUAUACAGGCGCAGAGGACUUGCAGGUCAUCACAGAGAAGGGUUGGUGUGGCUGGAAAGGACCUGAGUUUUGGGAUCAAACGGCAUAUUAUAAUAUGUGUCUCCCCCAGAGGCCCAAAGCAAUCUAACGUACGGCCAUGUCGACUCACUACCAGUGCUUUGUCAUGUAAAUCCUAUGACUGCCACCACCAGGCACAAGUCUGUGUGUGAACGUUUGUCCAAUAAAUCUGCAUCUCAUUUGGUGAAC
Syngnathus acus (greater pipefish) is the source of this 1654-nucleotide messenger RNA. It is a transcript of the gene ufsp2, whose product is annotated as ufm1-specific peptidase 2. The transcript is spliced from 12 exons. The coding region runs from base 171 to 1535 and encodes 454 amino acids. Lineage: Eukaryota; Metazoa; Chordata; Actinopteri; Syngnathiformes; Syngnathidae. The record is from RefSeq and is a predicted model, not a curated record.